This is a messenger RNA of Lymnaea stagnalis (great pond snail), 17981 nucleotides long. NCBI's taxonomy places the organism in Eukaryota, Metazoa, Mollusca, Gastropoda, Lymnaeidae. The record is from the annotation of a GenBank genome assembly.
CUCAGACUUGUCUCGGUUUAAUUUCGUAUCUCGGUGAAAGUGUGACCUAGCACAAUUUAAAGAAUUAAACACGAAAUGGCGACUGAAAUCAUAACAAAACUUUGUAGCAAAGCAAAACUCGACAGAGAUAGGGGAUUUUCUGAGCUUGAAGAAUAUAUAAGCACUUGCGACGAAGAAGACAUUUUAAGUUUUGAACAGGACAUUUUAAGAAUGCUAUCACAACCUGAUGAUGGUUGGGAAAGUCGUCACGGCGGUUUGAGUGGUGCUAGGUGUCUCUUUGAACAUGGAAAAAUUAAACUAGAAGAUGAGGAAAUUGGAUCUGGUGGAGAUUCCUUUGCUUACACAAUGAUUGAGAAGUCCAUGCUGAUGUUAGAGCAUGACGAAUUCCGUGUUAGAAUAGCAGCAGGUAGGCCUACUUAUUAUGGUUAUAAUUAGAACUGGAUAAAAUUAUCAUAAUUGGAAAUUGAAAUUAAAUGAUUAAUAAUUAAUUAUAAUCAACUGUUAACUGUAAGGGUACUCUUCAGAAAGGUGGUCCCAAAUUAAAAUACUAUUCUUUAGAAAGUGUCUGGCUAAUAGCUGCUGAUAAUUGAAGACUUAGGCUAAAUGUAUUCAUUUUUUAAAAAAAUAAUAAGAUCACGAUCUUCAUCAGGCUCUUUAAAAUCAUCAUCUCCGCCUGAAGAAAAGAAAAAAAAGAAGAAGAAAAAUAAAGAAAAUACAAGAGAGAAACAAAAGUUGUCUCUGUUGAAUUGCUGUUAGUGUUUGAUAUUAGUAUUAGAAUUAGAUGAUGGUCAGCUGGCUACACUUACACUAACCAAAAAAGCACAAAAAAAGACUUAAGGGGGUUAACUACCUUCAUUUUCAUUUUCUAAAUUAUAAACAUUUUAACAUGUUUAAAGUUUUUAUAUUAUGUAUAUGGGCUUAGAUAAGUAAAAUAUGGUGGACAAAUUUAAUUAUUUUAAAAAAUUUUACUUCAGCGGAGCAUAUUUGGGGUCGAGGUGGUAAAAUCAUGGGAACCUUAGGAAAGGUUUUAUAUAAAAGCCACAGCAGCUACAGGUCUCAAAUUUUGCAUUUAAUUAGCCAUAAGCCUACUAAAUAUGAUAACAUUGAGACUUUGGGUAAAAAGAUAGCCAAUUUUUUUUUUUCAUGUCCUUUUGGUGCUGUUUAGUUUUUGUUUGGCCGCGCAACUUUUUCUUUAAAAAUAUCACUUUCAAUAAAAAUAUUUUUUUUCCAUGAUCAUUUUUAACCUAAACGGCUCUGUCACUAUAAUCUUAAGCCAUAUUUAAACAAGUAUACACAAUUUCAAAACAAUUGAACAGGUAGAUUUUGAGAAAAAUGAAGCCUAACAUUUAGUAUACCUUAAAAAUUUUAUUUUGAGAAAAACAGAAAAUAAACUCUUUUUGGAAGAAAUUUAAGUCUUAUUCAUAAUGUAAGCAAAUAAAUUUCAUCUUAUUCAAUAUAAAAAUCAUUGGGCAUGUUAAUAAGCAAAAAACAAAUGUAAACCUGUGGAAAAUAAAUUUUCAGUGACAAAUAUACAACACCCUCCCCGCGGCAAAAUUUUUUUUUUUUUUUUAAAUUUCCAAAAAAAAUUACUUUGCAUACCAAAAACAUUAUUUCAACAUUAUCAUUAUGAUUUAAAAAUAGCAUACUACAUAAUUUAUAAAAAUUGGAAGAUAUAUUUUUUAAUUUAUUAGUAGACGACAUAAAAAAAUCAGCCCCUUCAAGUAUUUCUUGCGGCCACCCUUACUCUAACUCAACUCUGCAUUUCUUUUUCUGCAGCUAUUUUUUAAACCUCCUUCCAAAUACUUCAUUAUUUUCUAGUGACCUCUGGGCUUUAUAGAUGCAGAAACUGUCCCUUGUAUUUCCAAGUAGAUGGGUCUGCAAAUGGUGCAGCCACAGCCUGUCUGUUUAGAGUGUGGACACUUUCAAAUUUUUUCUCAGUUUUUACCGCUUCGCAGGUUGCACAAAAAAAACAGCAAAUAUACUGCAAGUCUACAGUUUUUAUUUCUCAUCCUGUAGAAGGUGAAGAGACUAAGUACUGCAAGAGGCACAUUGCAGUCCAGUAUAGCAAACUUUAAAUAGCAACAUAGAUUGUUGGCGAAGGUGAAUCGCUGGGGCUGUCGGUGGCAGCAAAAAAAAAGCCAAGUUCAUGCUUUCAUGCAUACCCGGCAAAAUGACUGUCCCUGUCCCAAAAUGACUCGGGUUGUAUAUCCUGAAUAUCUGCUACAGAGUGGUUGUCCAACUGGCAGGGAGGGGACAAAGCGAUGGUUGAGAGUUCAUUCUUCUUCAACUUGGCCGCUCUUGCCAUAGUUGUCGAUGUCUCUUCAGCUUAGAUCUUGAAGCAGUACUCUUUGUCAAUUCUUUAGUUGGAGGCAUAACACUGAAGAAAUAGCAAUAGAGAAAUAAAAAAAUUGUCAAUAAAAAUAAAACAAUAUCAUAAACAAAGCAACUGGUAUGUCAAAAAAAGUUGCAAGAAUGAACACACGUACCUGUAAUUGAAAAUAACCAAAUAUUAUUAUUAUAAAUAGAACAUUUUUAAUUUAGUAAGCCCAAUAAGAACUAAAUAGGUACAGUGCCUGUAUAUUGUAAAAUAGAUCCAGUCAUUAUCAAUAGUCCUAUAUAGCCUAUAAAUAUUUCAAAUGUGUCUCCCCAUGUGGUGUAUGAGUAUAUGAGAUGCACUAUCACUAGUACUAGUACUAUUUUUAGUAUAGUAUUAUGGUAUGAUUACAAUUACAAUUAAUUAUAGUAUAGUGUAGCCUACCAGAAGUAAAUCGUUAAACUAUUAUUAAAAUAUUUUAGUAUUACUAUAUAAUAUGUACAUUUAGUUUGUAAUGAGAGUACAACAGGUCUAAUGUUUGUAAUACACAGUUCACGUGUGACUUGACUAAGUUUACUGACUCGGUCUAGCAGUGGCGUCCUAAGACUAGACCACAAAAUUACCAAUGAACGAAAUAAUAAUACCGAAUUCAAUUAUAAAAAUAUCAUAUACAAAUUAAUCUUACCUUAUUUUAUGAAAUCAAUUGAAAAAUAAUCAAAUCCUAAAACAGUAAAGCAAAUUUUCACUUCGAAUCGACGAAAAAGACAUUCUCUUUGUUUACACGUCGUCAGGGGAAAAUGUGGAAGGUCACGGCUUCCGUAUAGGAAAAUGGCGGACAUGGACCAAUCAAAAUGCAGAGAAUUGUUUAUAGCUACGAAUUGGCCAAUCAUCUACUUUUGUGUACACGUGAUACACAUGGUUUUUACGUGAAUGGUUAUUUUUAGAUAAAUUAGUCAUCGGAAUGGCAUUCUUUAUGCGGUGAUAAGCUUUCUAACGAUACCAAACAUGAUAGAAUCGAACCGGGGGUUUCCGCGCAAUCAAGUGUUGAAAAAUAGGUCAUUUCGGGUUAGGUGUGAACAAAAACAUAGACCCCCAACCCCUUCAAAUCACAAUUAUUAUACUAAAAUUAAUUAAUUUCAUAAUUUUUACUUUAUUUAAUGAUAAAAAAGAUAUUAAUCUAACAGAAAAUCCAAGUUUUGAAGAAUCGAUAUUUUUUUCAAAUUUCCAUUAUUUUGUGACCCGUGGAUCCCCUUAACUUCUCAUUUUCUAUAAUUAUGCAACAAAAUCUACUGUCCUAUGUCAUAGUGAUAGUGAGAGUGCAUUGCCUUCAUCAACUUUUAGUGUCGACUUUCCUAUGUCGAUGUGAGAGUGCAUUGACUUCAACUGUUUGUAUCGAAAUAACCCACUGAUGACAUUGUACGCAUGAAGCUCAAUACACAAACAAUAACAACACCAAAUAAUAUUCACUCCCCUAUAGAAAAAAAAUCAACCUAUUUACUUGAGUUCAUAUGUCAUGCAUGAAGCUGGCUGCGCGACCACCUAUCGCACUCAGCACUAUUACUAUAAAACAUGAAGAGUUGGGGGUGGGGGCUAUUUUUCAGAGAAAGCUGGAUGAACCAGAAGCAAAAGAUAUUUUAGGGAUAAUAGUAAGCAUAGUAUAGUAUAGUUUGGCCAACUGAAAAUUUAAGCAGGUUAUGCUGGGGUAAGUUAUUUGUUGGCACCAUUAGGCUCAUUCUCAAUUAUGUCUGUAAAAUUCUUUAUUCUAUAUCCUCUUUAUAACUCAUGGAGAUUUUGAGUUAUUCUUAGAGUACAUAGACCUACUGUAAUACAAAUGUUUGACACCUUGUGAAUGUAGAUCCACACUUGCCAACUGACCAAACCACUCAAAUUUUAGACUGAAGUGAAGCGGUGCUGCAUUCUCUCAUUACUUUUCUACUCAAAAUCCAUUGAUGGGCUGAUCCUUUAAAAAAAAAGAAAGUAAAUGAAGAAGCAAGGAGCAUAGUCAAUGUGUACCUCAGAGUCAUUGCUUACCUCAGUGGCGUUGCUUGGGAACCUACACUAAGCUGAUGGCAAGCAACAGGACAUCCAAGAUUAAGGAUCAAGGUUGCAACAGAUUGUGACAAGGAAAUGAACCUAAGGUUCAGCAAAGCAAAUCAGAAAUUUUGAAUACUGAAAUCCAUCUGGAGAUCAACCUAACUGAGCAACAACACCAAGACUUGAAAAUGUAAAAUGUUUACUAGGGGUGUGCCGGAUCCGUUUUUUCCAACCGGAUCCGGAUUUUCUUAUGCGAAAUCCGCCGGAUUCGGAUCCGGAUUCCGGAAUAAUCCGGAUUCCGGUUUCUCCCGGAUUUUGGUACUAUUGGUAGAUACUUCGGUAAGUCAAGGUGGACUACUACUUUUUGUGUAUGGGAAUUCGCAAUCGGCGCCAAAAAAUCCGAGUUUUUAAUUUUCCGAUGUGUGUGUCUAUUUAUUAUUAAAUUAGUACUUUCGAUAUAUAUUUGAGUUCCGUUCCAUUUGGAUAAGUGUCUUACGAGAGACGCCAUGUUUCUACGCGUUCGCAGCAGGUUAUGCAGCUCGCUCAACCUAAUUUCGCCAUGGGGUUGGCCACGCCCCCCUUUUUAAUGGCGGAAGUUGACGAUACUUAGGAAAUAUUAAUUUAUUAUCACUAUUUACAUCAAAAUAAUUGAUAACUUGUGUUUCAGAAUGCAUUUAAAGACAUUUAAACUGGAAUGUUUUAAUUUGAGCUUUAACAACCCGGUAGAAUCCAUAUUAUAAAUGAUCAGAAUUUACCGUGUGCAACACGUUGUCAUUGGCAACCAUUCACAGCCACUUGCAUAACUGUAUCGUAGUACUACCUCAGAGUUUCAUUCAUAAGAGUUUGCCGUGUGCAAAAACUAUUAAACCAUUGGUCAGGGAAAGCUUUAAUUAAUUAUUCAUGUGCCAAAGUUGAAAGUUUAAACUAAGUCUAAACAGUAUUUUAGUGAUAAGGCAGGGAAUGCGUUGCCUUAUAUAAACUAUAUAGUCAUUGCGCAUGACGGGAUUGGUGGAAUGAGAUCACAGAAUGUGGAGAUGCAGUCCAUGUUAAAAAAUGACAAACCAAGUCGUACUUUAAAAAUUCAUAACUUUAAAACUACAACAGCUAAAAAUAUGAUUUUGGUGUUAUAAUUCUUUAAAAAAUUACAUCUUUUCAACUAUGCCAUUGGUUUAUUUUUACAAAAAGUUUAAAUUUUCUUAUCAAAGUCCCUACACUAUUGGCCACUAUUAGCGGUGCUGACUCUAGCCUCUGGUAUGUACGGAAUAUUAAACAUUAAACAAGCUCAACGCUCGAAACAAUCGAUUAAUGUAUCGUGAUCGUGUGGAAUUCGGGAAAGAGAAUUACUUUUAUUUCAGAUCAGAUCCGGUGAGUCACAAAAUCUGGCAAAUUCCGAAAUCCGGUAUAUUCCGGAUUCCGGAAUCCGGUUGUUUCGGAUACAUGUAAAUCCGGCGGAACCGGAUUUCACCGGAUAGUGCAAAAUCUGGCGGAACCGGAUUCCGGACCGGAUUCCGGCACACCCCUAAUGUUUACUUUAUUGAUCAGAUCUGAUUGCUAAAAGGCCUGUAGCACAUUUAAAAAAAACAGAAGCUGCAAGUUUUCUGAACCAAAUGCCUGCGAAGGAACCAUAUUCAAGAGUAAUAGGACAGAAGAAGAUGAAUCAGUAGAAAAAUCAAAAUAUAUUCAAUCUUAUACUUUUCAUUUUCAAUAAUUUUAAUAAACACAUUUAUUUAAACUUAUAAGAUUUAAACAAUCCUCUUGAAACAGGUGAACUUUUAGGUGUGCUUUGCAAAUUGAUUGGAACAGAAGUCUAUGAGAGAAGUAAAGAACAAAUCCUAGGAGGAAUUCGUUCAAACUUGGAGCGACAAGGACUUGGUCUCUCAGAGGAUUCCUUGGAGUCACCAAAUGACCAACCCCAAAGUAUAAUGUUUGGUUCACCCAGUACCAGUGCCAGGCUCAUAGAAAGGGUAAAAAUUAAAUUUCACUGUGCAAGGAUAAAUAUGCAAGAAAACUUUUUUUAAUUUCUUUUUUUUUUUUUCUUUUUUUAAUUUUUGGAGAGUAGUAAUAAUUUAAUUAAAAUCAUAAUCUAAGACUGCUAGAUUCUUGAACAAUGAAGAACUCUUGUCACUGUAAGCAUCAAUUUGUCUUGUUGCAGCGAUGUAGUGAUUCUGCCCAGAUGCUCCAUGACACUGCUGGGUGGAAAUCAUUGGAAACCUACAUGAAGUUUGUACUAUUCAAUGAAUCACUAUGAAUGCACUUAUGCAAGUACUUUUCUGUAAAUAUUAAACCUCUUGAGGGGCAUUGCAAAUCAUUUUAAUUAUGCCAAACAUAAUUAAAACUUAAAGCAACAUUUAUUUAUUUAUUUAGUUCUAGCACACGUUUGCAGCCAUAUUAUUAUAUAUUUUGACAGGUGCCUUCAAAGUGUAAUUUUGGGCUGUGGCCACUUGUUCAAUGACUAUGUUGAUCAAGAGUUGCUGGACCUUAUCUUUGAAGCCCUGUUGCACACAAAUCGUUUUGUUAGAGAAACAGGAUUCUAUGUGUGUGGUGCCUUGGUGACAUGUGGGAAAAAGGACGGAUGUAUGCAUUUUUGAUAUCAUUUUUUGUUUAUUAAAAAAAAAACUUCUGGAAUUCACUCCUCUGAUCUUUACAAAGAGCCAUUAAAAAUGACAGCUCUGUUUUAAACCUAAUUACUUAGGGAAAUAAAGGUCUUGUCAAUAACCAUGGGGUAUUCUUAUCAAACUUUAAAACAUUCUUUUUAGUAGUUUUUUUAAAAUAGUUUUCAAUUUAUCUGGGCUGUGCCUUAAUCUGCCUUGUUAUGUCAAAUUUUCUAAUCUUAAAAAUUUCAGUUGAAAGUGGUAAUGAUGCUAAGCUCACUGAGGAAAAUGCCAUUUACCGGCAUGGUGAAGUGUUUUCAGAAUAUCUUGGAAAGGGACUUGCAGAUAACUGGAGUCAGGUGUGAUUAAAAUAUUUUAAAAAUGAACCGUAAAAGGCUUGAGUUGUGGAAGUAUUUCUUUUCAUUUAAAUAAUGAUUAAGUGUUGUUCCAAGUAUCCUGAAUAAUAACUUUAAUUGCACAUUACUAACAUAAUUUCCAGGUCCGCAUGGCAGGCUCAGUAGCCACACGUCAGUUUUUAACCAGCUUACCAACUGAAGAAGCAAGAGAAAAGUUCUACUCCAUCCUUAUUCCUAGAAUGUGCCUAAACAGGUUGGAUAUUUAUUAUUUAAAAAAAAUAUGUACAUUACCUUUAAUUAGACACAUUAUUUUAAUUUUUUCAUUUGUAUGAUGAAUGACCUAUGCACCAAAGCAGAAACUCAUUUAUUAAGCAUGAAAGUGUGCAUAUUUUUCUUCCAUUAAAAUAUUGUCACUCUGUAAUUUUUAUGUUAGAGUUUGAUGGAAUUAAAAAAAAUAAUUUUAAAGAAUAAAAUUUUUGUAAAUUUGAUAUAGUUGUAUUGUGUAUGUGUUGCUUUAUUUAAUUUCUAGUGUCUUGUAUUUAAAAACUGUGUAUUUUAUUGUAUUCCUAGGUAUUACAUGGCUGAAGGUGUUAGAAUCUAUUCACAAGAAACAUGGCGACUCAUCACUCAUGGGGAGGGUAGAUUGUUGGUAGAAAAAUAUAUCAAACAAGUUGUAAGUAACUUUAGGAGUUUCUUUUCUCUCAUAUCUUUUACAUUUUGAACAAGUUCUUCUUUAAAAAAAAUAUUUGUAAUCAAUUUUAUUUAAGCUAUGAUUUGAAUUGUCUUCUUUCCUGUAUCAGAAAGGUUUUCACUUAGAGAUUUAAUGUUUACAGAGGUAUCCAUUUCAAAUUUAAUGGAAAUGUUUCAAUGUCACCAUCAUCAUAGUACAUUUAUUUUUGUUGAGGAAAAAUAUGUGUCCUUGUUUACUAAUGAAGCUCACCGAAAUGCUAACAGAUACUCCACGUCAUCAUAUUUUGAAGGUUCACCACAACGGGAAAUACAUUCAUUAUUUAAGCUAGUCGUAAAAAAAAAUUGGAAUAUAAAAUGUGUAAUAAUAAUAAUAUUCUUUUUUUAAUGUUUGUUACUGUUUUAUUUUUGAAGUGAUUCAUGAAAGGUUUUUUUGGUACAGGUUGAGUUCUAUAUUGAAGCAACAGAAUCAGAUAACCAUGCAGUGAGGGAGGCUGCCUGUGCUUGCAUUGCAGAAUUGGGAUCAAAGGUGAAUCUAUUAUGAUCAUUAUAAUUGAAUUUUUAAAAAAAAAUUAAAAAUUUUGCAUGCUGAAAGAAAUAUAUAACUUAAAAUCAAAAUGUAGCUCUUAUUAUUUUUAUUGGCAACUAGUUUUGUUUUCAAGAUACAUUAAAAAAUGUAAACAGCAUAAGAAAUAUUUUAUGACAAUUUUUUUUCAAUUAUAUAAUUUAUGCUAUCCUUUAUUGUUCCAUUAUGAAAUACAAAGAUUUUUUAUUUCUAUGGAUAAUAUCUUAGGUACCGUGUUCACACUGUUUGGGGGAAAUAGUGGAACAAGAUGUUUAGUUUUGACAUCAAAAGACAGGACAAUUUGGAUUAAUGCCUUAUUCAUCAUACAAAACACACCAAGAAACAACAACGAAUUACAAUUCAAAAGAACUUUGUUCAGAACAUUGAGAUCUUCGAACACAUACGUUUUUGAUUUCUAAUUCUUUGUUGCUUCUUUUUUUGGCUUGUCUGCUGAAGAAGGCAUCUAGCCAAAAACGUCCUCUCAAUUGUCCUGCGUUACAUUUCAAGAUGAAAACAUAUCUAGUUCCACUAUGUGCUUUUUUAACCUUUAGAACUUAGUCCACGCAAUUUCAAUUGUUUAGCUAUUGCAUUACCAGUAUAUAAAUUAUCAAUCUAGAUUGACAAGUCAGCAGUGAGCCCAUAUGUAUCAAGAUUACUGGAAACUCUCUUGAUUUGCUUCAAUGAUGACAGCUGGCCUGUCAGAGAUGGUACAUUAUUUAUUUUUGAAAUAUCAUUUUCUAUUUAUUCCCAUUAACUUUUUUUCCCAACAAUAGCUAUUACUGUACAAAAUUUGUUUACACUUUAGCACUAGUCUUCUUCUUCUAUAUCUUAAGGGCCCACGAUCAAUUUAUUGAUCAUUUUGGCUCCUAUGCAUGUAGAUGGGAUUUGCAAUGUUUGUUGUUGCAACUAGUUGUUGUCUUCAUUUCUUAAUGGGAAAUAGUUGUUUUUUGUUAUUUCUCAAAUUGAUUUGUAUUAUUUUAUUAUGUUCAAUUCUAUUUUUAUUAUUAUUUUUGUACUUAUAAUUUCAGCUGCCUGUAUAGCUUGUGGACAUUUUGUGCUCUGCUUUCCAGAAGAAUCCAGGUAAUUACAAAAUUGAAGAAUUUAAUGAAAGUUAUAGAGGUAAUUUAUUCAUUCUCUAAUUGUAAUAAUUUGAAAAAAACAUUUAAAUGAUUUGUUUUUCAAGUUUAUUUUUUUUUAUUUAAAAAAAACCCAGAUCAUCCUUACCAGCUCUGUAUCCACUGUUUUUCAACAACCUGCAAGACAACAUACCCUCAGUGCGUCAAGGUGCAGCAGUAGCUAUUACAAAUAUCGUCAAAGCUUAUGGUAAGAAUAUUUUCUUUUAUAAUUGAUAAUAUAAUUGAUAAUAAAUCAUUUCAGUUAAUAGUGAUAUUGAUAUAUUAUAUAUACCGGAGUUAACUCAUUCCCUCCGGCAGCGCUGCUUCGGACUUAAUUUAUUUUCCUGAGAAAAGGGAAGCAACUCAGUUUUGAAAUUGAUUUAUAUUUUUAAAAUAUUUUUUUAAUGUUAAUGAAUUAAGAACAAAUGCAACAAAUAAUGAAUAAGGUUUAAUAUAAAUAUAACAUUAGCGGGGAAAAAAUAACGUACAAUGGCCAAAAAAAUCGAUUUUCGGCACCUCGGACGAACACAUGCUACAUAUAGACGCGCCGUACUAAAGCACAUGUAGUUUUAAAGUGAAACAAGAUAAAAACUUCCGGUUUCUAAAUUAAAUUCACGCAGAAAUCAUGCCAUAGCCGGAAGUCUCGAGGGAGACAAGAUUUCAUUGCUAUUUUUAACUAAAAAUAAGAGAGGUGUGUCGCUAUGCGCCGGGACGCAUUUGGACGCAUCAGGAGAAACCCCCCGAGGACGCAUUUAGUCGCAACCGCCGGGAAUGAGUUAAACAUAAAAGAUCAAACAGAAGUUGUAGGAAAAACAAAUUAGUAAUUGUAUUUUUAAAAUAAAUUAACACAACCUAAAAAGGUUUGCACUUUGAUUAAAUUUUUUCUUUAAAUCUCCUCUGAAAAGGUGGCGCUGAGCAGGAGAUUGUCUUUGCUAAAAUCAAAGAAGGGUUUGAGAAUAUUAAAGAUCAACCAGCAACCUCAGAGAAAUAUGAGAAUGUGGACAAGUCACCUGCAACCUAUGGGGUUGUCAAGCAAUUAAGAGACAAUGACAUGGAUCUGCACACUGACCAACAGGUAAGUCAGCGUACGGGACAGUUUGAUGAAUGAAAGAUGGCGUUCUCUAGAAAAUAAGAGACAUGGAUCUGGCCAACAGUAAGCCUCUAGUUUACUGGACAGUUGAAUGGAUAUAAAAGAACAUGACUUUCAGUUCAGAAAUGACUUUUCUUUCACUAAUGGAUUCCUACCUGUUGCAGCAAAAACCAUCAUCUGAUAUUUGUAUACACAGAACAAAAUAAUUUCAAACAACUCUUGACUUCACAAAAUUUUCAUUUAGUAAAAAAAAUAUUUUAAGAUAGUUUAUAACUGUAUGGAGUUAGCCAUGUUGUUUCAAAUUGUCUGAUACUUGUUGUAUAGCAUUCCUCUGUUUCAGUGGCUCUCAGUCUUGCUUAGCCAAUAGCUAUCUCUCUCUCAUUUGACUUAAAUUUAUUUCAUUAUAAUUUAUAAGAUAUCCAGAUACUCCCUCUAUACCUGAAAGUUUCUUUCAUUUAUCAUUUUAAUAUAACACUGUUAUAGCCUGUGUGUUGACCUAGUUUUUGUUCACCACGAGCCGUGGCAUGCAACUUUAUCACACACACCCCCCCCCCCCCCUUUUUUUUUUUUUGGUUUGCUUUUGACGUCAACAAUUAACUCUGCCAUUCUUGUCCCCCCACCGCCUUUGAUUGGGAAAGUUUAUUUACAUUUCCAAAAGGGUCCACAUAGAUUAGAGGGAGAAAUACUCUCUGACGAUUGAAUUUCUAGACUUUCUAUUCUAGAGGUUCCUUACUCCCUCACUAUAUAGACGGUCAGCUGUUACCAGCAGACUUACUAGACUUCCAGAAAGGUUUCUUUUUUUUUGGAAAGCUGCUGGCUUAUUUUUUGGCAGGAAAUUAGAACCUUCCAGGAAAAGAAAUUCAAGAAAUUGCAUCACCCGAUAGCAUUCUUUAGAACAAAUAGAACAUAAACAACCUUUUCCCAAUCAAGGAAGGGGAAGGUGGGGGACCCGGUACACAUUUAAUCGGUGAUGUAAAUAUUUUUUUAAAAAUGGGAGGGGUACAAUUGGUGGACAAAAACGUGGUCAGUACACAGGCUGUUAUAACAAACAUGUUUUGUUACUGUCUGUUGUUUAUUGUAACAUGGUUUUUUUAUGGUAUUUUUAUUUAAGAUGUACUCGUGUGGAUCUCUAGCACCUAAGAUGGGGAGAGGAGGUGGAUGUAUGGAUCACAAAUUUAGAAAACCUCCACAGCCAUGGGAAUUGGCUGAUGGGUAAGUUGAAUGAUUGAACUACCAUCAUUCCAUAGACAGCACCUUGAGCUAUUGGAAGUGUUCGCUCAAAUCAGGGGUUCUUACCCUGUGGUCUAUCUAAAUUUCUUUUGUAAUUGUAUUUUAUGCAUUUAAAAACUUAAUUCUAAGAGGUUUUUCAUCUUAUUGGCAAAGGGGGUCCGCUGGACCAAAAGAAAAAAUGUUUAAAAAGAUAAUUUUUCUAAAAAAAUUGCUUUUGUCUAAGUUCUAACAAACGGUUAAAAUUUUAAAAUUUUAUUGGAUGUAUCAUUAAUCCAUCUAUAGCUUUAUUCAGAAGGAGAAUUAAACUGUAUGGUAAUUAAAGCUCUUUAUCUUGUCCAAAUUGUAUAUCUAGCUGUGUCCACCUUCUGGCUGAAUUGAGUCAUGUCCCAUCAGUGAAUGGUCAAGUCAGUAAAAUGAUUCCUGUCUUGGUCAAGGCAUGUAAUAUGAAAUCUUACACACACUAUCCUAACUUCCUGGAGACAGUGUGCAAACAGGUAAUUUUAUCCAACUGAAUAUAAACCAUUAAUUAGACAUUUCUCCAAACACAAGUGCAAUAUUUUGCACAUAAAAGCACUUCUAGCAGCCAGAAAGUUAAUGUUAGAUGGUGCCAAUACUGGUUAAUGUUAGGUAUUUCUUAAUUGCCCAUUCUGGUUAUUAAUGUUAAGUAUUGCUUACUUUCAAAUUCUGGUUAAUGUUAGGUAUUGCCCAAUCUGGUUAACAUUAGGUAUUGACAAUUUUGGUUAGUGUUAGGUAUUGACAAUUCAUGUUAAUGUUAGGUUAGCGUCUACUUUCGAACGCUGGUCCACUGAAUAUAUCUCCCUGGCAUGGAACUGCUUUAACAAAAAGAAGAAAAAAGUCAUAACCUUAUACAUAAAUAUUCUCACAUAAAUUCUUAUGUUUAAAAAGUAUGAGGGCCGUCCAUAUAGUACAUGCCCAGGGGGGGGGGGGGGGGGGGGGAUUUUUCAAAGAUAUUAUGGCCGAAGGGGGUUUUGGCAAAUUUACAAAUUCUACAAAAAUCAUCCUGAUGUUCUGACAGUCCAAAAAUAGCAUAUUUAUAUCUCUGAUGCUGUUAAAAUAUCAAGCAAUUUUUUAUGGAAAUUUUGUCAUAAUUUUGCCUUGUGAACUUACUAGAUUUCACUUUAAUACUACCCUGUAUUAUUAGUAUUACAGUAAUAUUUAGUCCACAGUAUGAUCAACACGUGUGUAAUGUAUUAUGUUCGGCUACACCAGUGGUUCCUAAAAUUCUUUUAUUCCUGGCCAAAUUUAUUUUUUCACCAGGAGUCCUGGUGUUAAAUUUAUUUUUUCACCAGGAGUCCUGGUGUUAAAUUCUAACAAGGACACAAUAGCGAAUGCAUUCAACAAAUAAAUAAAGUAAACAUUCAGGUAAAAAUCAAUAAAACAUAUGUGUAGGUCAAUAAGCGUCCCCUAGUAAAUGCAAACAGUUGUUACUCAAGCGAGCUACUGGAUAUAAAAGUGGAAAAUAAAAUGAUGAAAAUCGGGAAAUAUUUUGUGAUGCCCCUGUGAGGUAGCUGCAGCAACCCAGGACAGGGCCAUGGUGAGGAAAAAUGGUGGCUAGGGUGAGGCUGGAAAAUAGUGCCCUUCAAUAUAUAGAAAAAAGUGCCCCUGGGAUGGACCAAUAAAAAGAUGGUUUUAUCCCCCCUUGUCUUAAUGAAAGAAAUGGGAUUUUACUGUUUAAUUCAUUAUUUAGGCCCCACUAAUUUGACUUUACUUUUUUGAAUGCAUAUUAUACAGAUGACCCUUUGUUUGUCAUCCGUGUAGGUGAACUUGAGAAAUACUUUACUGUUUUUUUAACACAUGGCUUGUUUCUUUUUCAGCUUUUAAAUAUUGCAGAAGGACUUGGAAAACGACCAUUUAAAAUGUUUUUGGAAAUGUUUUUAGAUUACAUAUUUGAAGCACUGGUAAGACUUACUCACAUGAUAAAAAUUAUUAUUUCUGCAGUGUGCAUAUAAUAUUCACAAAAGAUGAAAUGUUUCAAUUUUUUUUUUUUUUAAUAUAUACACUUUCAAUUUUGUAUUUCUUUUUAAAAAUAUAAUGUUCUAAUUGAGAAAAAUUUCUUUUUCGAGACUUAAAAAUUUUUUUUUUAAUUGUGUUUCAUUUCAUACAAUAAUUCCAAAAAUAUGUGAAAUGAUGUUUCAAAUUUUUUUUUUAAUGGGUGAAUGUUUUUUCACUUAAACACUUAAAAUCAAAAUUUAUAAAUGAUCACAUUGCCUCCACGCUCAUGCAUCGACCAAAUUUUUAUGUUACAGUUGGGUUGUUUUUUUUUGUAUGAGCACUGAUGUGUCAAUAAAUGUAGUAACUUGUGCCACGCAGGACAGUGAUGUUGCCCUAACCUCAGCAGCUGCCAGCCAAUGCAUCAUUAGCUUGAGUGGCUUCCUGGGACCAGGGAUCUUCAGAGGGAGGAUAGAAAGCUACAACAGCUCGUAAGUAGAAACUUCAUCCAGUAUAUAGCAAUGCUGACAUCUUUGUUCUUUUUUUUUUUAAGUCCCCCGAGUUAAUGAAGUUAGGAACUGCCAUCAAAUCAUCCCCAAAUCUGUGUGCUAAAGAGUGAUUAAGCAACUGAUGCUCAUAGUCAUCUCCAGUCUUGUCCUAUGAAAGAGCAGCUUGCUGCAGCUUAGUAUAUUUUAAAGAUUUGUUUCAUGCAUUUACAUUCACAGUUUUGGUUCUUGAGGUGGCCACCAUUUCUUCCCAUUUGUUGUAAGGAAAUAAAAUCAAUGAACAAUAAAUUACUCAUCUCCUCCCAGCAUUUACAUGCACAGUUUUGGUUCUUGAGGCGGCCACCAUUUCUUCCCAUUUGUUGUAAGAAAAUAAAAUCAAUGAACAAUAAAUUACUCAUCUCCUCCCAGCAUUUACAUGCACAGUUUUGGUUCUUGAGGCGGCCACCAUUUCUUCCCAUUUGUUGUAAGGAAAUAAAAUCAAUGAACAAUAAAUUACUCAUCUCCUCCCAUGCACAGUUUUGGUUCUUGAGGCGGCCACCAUUUCUUCCCAUUUGUUGUAAGGAAAUAAAAUCAAUGAACAAUAAAUUACUCAUCUCCUCCCAGCAUCAUUCUUGCCUCCUAAGAGUUAUUUCUUUUCUUUAUUAUAAAAUUGGAUUGUUGUCUAUUCUUUGUGAGUUCUAGAAAUGCAUACUUAUUUAUUCUUGUAAUGCGCCCCAUGCAAUAUAACUACCUUAAAGGUAGUUUACUGAUUAUUUUUCAAAAUUAUUUUCAUUGCAGUCUGUAACUGUAACAUGUGUUGGAAAAGUAUGUCUUUAUACAUUACAAUCACAGUGCUUGUCCAAAAAUUAAAAAUAGCUUGAUGUGUGAAUGUUUCUCUACUUUCAGGUACCUUUCAAAAUACGACUCCUUGCCAGGACUUCCCCAGUAGCUGCCAUUUCUGUAGGACUGAGUAUCAAGCAGUAUUAUGUGUCCAGUACAUUAGUAGAGCAACACAGAUAUUUUGAUGAUGUAUAUAUAUGUCUAUUUGAGGUGCAUAGAGCAUUGAAUUGCUUUUGCUUUCAGGGCUGAAUAAUGUCUUUAAUGAGCUAGUCUUCUUCAUAGAAUCCCAUAUCCAUUGGGAAACUUGUGUUUAAAAAAAAAAUGAAUUUAAAUACAGCUAAGUGGAUUGUGAUUUCUUUCAUUGGGGACAGUACUAAAGCCUUUUGAACAACUGACAAGAGCAGCAGGGGACAUUUUUGCAAGCAACAUUGCCAGCCAAUCAAGCAGUCUUGCUGUAUCCUGCAGAUGGAAAUUGGGGAUGAUGCACUAGCAUAAGAACAAGCAGCAUAUCCCCCCCCCCCCCCCCCCCCGGCGGUGGGAUUUUGAAAGCAAUUGUGUUUUCUUACUAUAAUCUCAUGACAUAGAUCAAAUCCCCCUAGUUAUAAAAGGUGAUGUUUUUACAUGCCAGCCAGAGGUUUUCAUAGUUAUUGCUCCUAUAUUCUAACCAAAACAGUCAUUAAAAUAUUUCCACUUUAAUUAAAACAAUAAUUGUGUAAAUAAGCUGAUGGUUGCUUUAAGUUUGCCUCAUUUUUCAAGGAAGUUGAAUUCUUGAAUAACAAAACAAAAUAUGGUUAUGUGCUGAAUGUGUUCAAAAUAAAAAUGUUAGAAAAUAAAAUGUUAGAAAAUAAUGUUCAAAUAUGGUCCACAUCUGUGUUCCCCAAACUUUUAAGUUUGGUGGACAAGUUUCAAAAUUGUGCCACAGACCGAUGUCAGAUUAAUUAAUUGUAUUUUCUUUUUAUUUGACCAUAAAUUAUUCAUGUUGAGGGAAACCGGCAACGUUAGACUGGCGGACUGGUGUCGGUCACCAAACCCAACUUUUUGGAAACAUUGGUCUAGAUAUCUUGAAUAUUCUUCCUUCAUGGCUUUAAAAAUGUUUAAAACAAAAGGAUGAAAGCACACAUGUGGUAGAAAUUCUGUAUUUACAAACAGAUAAUAAUUUUGUGUAUGGCAAUUAAAUUUGUUUAUUGCAUAGAUUAUCACAUACUGUUCUGGGCUAAUAUGUUGAUUCCUCAUGGAUUCAUAAUAAACGUUAAUGUUAUUUGUUAUUGAAACGAUCCUGGCCGAGCCGCACUCAUUACUCUGAAAUCUUAAUACAAUCAUCCAUCAGUAAAUAUAACUCAUUCACACUUGUAAAGUGACACUAUCGAAAAGAGACUUUAAUCCAACUGCUCAUACAAUGAGAAUGUGGUAAUCUGUUUACUAGGAAACAUGUUGGUUACCUCAAGGUCAUGAACAAAAGCAUUUGCAGAUGCUUUCAUUUUCAUUAUUGUUUUUAUGCAUAUUAAAUUAACAUACUGGCAUAAGCUAAAUAGAAAUUGAAAUGAAAGAACACAUUAUAAAUAAUGCAAUGUUUAUCAUGGUCUGAUACUGGUAGGGUUUAGGUGAUUGAGAGGUGUAGACAGAGUCUGUGGCGUUUGGGGGAGGAGAGUUUCUAUCUACUUAAUGUACCUACUUCUAUUUUUCCAGUUUUUUUGUUUUGUUUUUUUAAAAAGGCUGCAAUGAUCUACUGGAAGGGGCUGGCUAAUAACUCUUGCCUCCUGCAUGUCAGGAUGGAAUGUUAUCUCCCUCAUAUUAUGAUUUAAGUUACAGCACAGCAGAGACAUGCUUUUUUUUUUUCCUUUUCCCCACUGUUAGAUUCCUUUCCCCAUGGCUUUGAGUGAUGCAUGACAAUAAAUUGAUGUAGACCCACUGUAUUUCGUGUUACCAAAUGCUGAGACCUACACUGACCAUGGGGGUCAGCUGCAUUGAGCAUUCCCACUGCUGCCGGUCCAGGCUCAUCACAGUCAUCUGUAAAUGUAAUAUUAAUCCCAUCACCUGUUCACUUCAUGAACCUGGAAUAACAUUUAUAUGUAUUUUGACAUUUUUCAGAAAAUAGAGUGCCUGUUGUAAGGGAUUUUCAGUGUGACGAUACAUCUUUUGGCUUUUGUGUGUUUGUAUGAGAUGGUCAACACGAUCACAUACACAAGGCACGUAUCACUUAUUGGAGUGUUCUUAGUAACUUCAAUGUUCAAAUUGACUGGAUGAUUAGAAACAGAUCCUUGGAAAUUGUUUGAUAAUAUUUGAGGGGAAGUUAUUUAAAACUGGUUGUGUGUCCGUCUUCAUGCGGAACUGAUAAGGUUUGUUGAGUUAUUCUCUCUUUGUAAACUACAUGCUGACUUCAUGCGGGCCUGAUCAGGUUUGUUGAGUUAUUCUCAUCCACAUUUUUAUAUAUCAAUAUCUUGAUGACAGACAGCUGGGUGGUAAUGAAAUCUCAUAGGUUUAUCCUAGUCUCUUUUGGUUUAUUUCAUAUGUAUAAUUUUUUAGGAGCUUGUUCAUCAUGAGGGCCUCAGAGUCCCAUAUUUAAAUGUCCCGUUCCUCAGACACCUUUUUCCUUUUACCAAAAACCAAUUAUUGUACGUGAGAUGUGAUGAUACAAAGAUGUUGCGUAGCAAAUAAACUGUCUGAUUGUGCCUCUGAGUCUGACUCCAUUUCUUUUUGUCUCCACUUUAAAUUAAAAAACUGUCC